Molecule: messenger RNA, 1034 nt
Organism: Mya arenaria
Lineage: Eukaryota; Metazoa; Mollusca; Bivalvia; Myida; Myidae
Product: probable rRNA-processing protein EBP2
Exons: 9
Coding region: 83-991 (302 amino acids)
Biological process (GO): ribosomal large subunit biogenesis; rRNA processing
Cellular component (GO): nuclear periphery; nucleolus; preribosome, large subunit precursor
Source: RefSeq, a predicted model, not a curated record
ACUAAAUAGUUUGUGCAUCAUCAAAGGGAGACAAUUUGUAAACAUUGUAGUCUUCACGUGCAGUGUUAGAAAACAAUCAAAGAUGGUUGAUUUACAUGCGUCAAGUGACUCUGAGGAUAUUGAAUCAGACGAAGAGCUCCAGCAAGCAUUUGCAAGUGGAAAGCUGAAGCCAGGUCUCAAUGUUGAAGUUCAAGCUCCAAAACAGCACAUUAACAAUGUGUCUGGCAUGAAGCAAAAGCUGGAGGAGUUGGAGCAGGGUCUGUCCUGGAUAGAGCGUCUAGACCUGACCAACCCCCCAGCCCCACCUCCUCCUGGAGCUGCCAUGGAAACGGAGGAUGAUGGCGCAGACAUAGCAAACAAUGACUUUAAGAGAGAACUUAGAUUCUACAGACAAGCACAGGCCUCUGUGCUAGUGGCAAUCCCCAAACUUCACAAGCUGGGCAUCAAGACUCGAAGACCUGAAGAUUUCUUCGCAGAGAUGGGUAAAACAGAUGCACACAUGAAAAAAGUGAGAGAAAAGUUACUAGAGAAGCAACAGAAUAUUGAAAAUAGAGAUAAAGCAAGGAAAUUAAGAGAGCUCAGAAAGUAUGGGAAAAAGGUUCAGCAAGAUGUUCUACAGAAAAGACAUAAGGAAAAGAGAGAGAUGCUGGAUGCGGUCAAAAAAUUCAGAAAAGGUCAAAAGAACAAGCUAGACUUCCUGGAGGAUAAGAAGGGCUCAGGAAAGGGCUCCAAGACACAGAACAGAACUGAAAAACCACACCAGCCUAACAAGAGGCGACAACACAAAGAUACCAAGUAUGGCUUCGGUGGGCAGAAGAAGAGAAGUAAGAUGAACACCAAGGAAACCUCAGCAGAUAUGUCAGGCUUCAGUCGGAAAGUACAUCAAAGUAAACCAGGGAAACAAUUCACUAACAAAAACAAAAAUAAGGGCAAUCGGAAUAAGCGGCCAGGAAAGGACCAGCGACAUAAGAUGAAAAAUAAGAAAAAAUGAUUGUAUCUGAAAUUACAAAUAAAAUAAAUGAAAAAAAUCCCAA